Molecule: messenger RNA, 504 nt
Organism: Parasteatoda tepidariorum (common house spider)
Lineage: Eukaryota; Metazoa; Arthropoda; Arachnida; Araneae; Theridiidae
Source: RefSeq, a predicted model, not a curated record
GAAUUCUGUGCAUCAUGUUGGGCGUUCUCUGCAACAGGAUCACUGGAAGGGCAACACAAAAAGAGAACUGGGAAAUUAAUAUCUCUCAGCGAGCAGAAUCUAAUAGACUGCUCAUGGAAAUAUGGCAAUCUUGGCUGUUACGGAGGAAGGGUGGAGUGGGCUCUAAAAUAUAUUCAAGAUAACUUAGGGAUAGACACUGAGGACUCCUAUCCCUACUCCGGAAAGAAUAACUCACACUGUGGUUUUAAGAGAGCUAGUGUUGGGGCCAGAUGUACUGGUAUAGUUUACUUACCUUCUGGUGAUGAAGAGUCAUUGAAAAAAGCAGUUGCAACUGUAGGUCCAAUAUCUGUCUCAAUUGAUACAAAUCAUACCAGUUUCAUGCUUUAUAAAAGUGGGAUUUACGAUGAAAAAAUGUGUAGCCCGAGUGAGCUAGACCAUGCCGUUCUUGUUAUUGGAUAUGGGACAGAAAACGGUGCAGACUAUUGGUUAGUAAAGAACAGGUGA